GGGGGCUACACACCUUCAGUUUAGCUGUGCAGUUUAUCACGUGUGACGUCAUGUCUGAGCGAUAAACUGUGUCAACUGCGCAGUUUAGACCGAUUUUCACGCAGAUAAAAAGUCUGCGCAUUCGGACCCUCAUUUGCAAAGAUAACCUGCGCAGUUUAUGCAGUUUAUCGUACAGUUUGUUCAGUUGCCGUCCUGUUUCUGAACCUAUACGAUGACUACGGUCUCAAAAAAGGAUUCGCUUUUGGCAUUUAUCGACGGCUACCGGUCCCUUCCCGAGCUUUGGGAUACCGCAUGCGUAUCUUAUUCCAACCGUGUUAAGAAAGCGGCAGCCUACGAUAUUUUAAUUGAAAAACUGAAACCUCUCGAGCCCAAUGCAACACGUGAUAGUGUAGUGAAGAAAAUAAAUAACCUAAGAUCCGUUUUUCGUAAGGAGUUGAAGAAAGUAAACGAAUCAAAGAAAUCGGGAGCUUCAGCUAAUGAUGUGUAUGUUCCGAGUCUGUGGUAUUUCGGGGAACUGAUGUUUCUGGUGGACCAGGAAACUCCUGAUGACAGUAUUUCAACCAAUGAACUGGGCAAUGACAUCAAUGAAAAAUCGGUUGCCCCAUCCUCUCCAUCAACUUCUUCAGGACCUACACCCACAGUCAAUUCGUUUGCACAACCUAGCAGAAAGAGAAAGUCGGCCCCUUCAUCACUGAUCUCCUUACAAAGGCCACGCGGUAUUUGGAAGCUGAAGACGAUGAGUUUUUGAUAUUGGCAAAGGGAUACGCUGUGAAAUUAAGGAAAUUAACUCAGCAACAGCUAAUGUUUGCUGAUAAAGUAAUCAAUGAAACAUUGCUUGAUGGGCAAAUGGGCCUUUUAACCAGAGGCAGCUAUCUGGUUCAUCCAUCAGGGCCUUUAUCCACUUCAUCACCAUCUCCCAGUUGGAGUUCGAAUUCGUACUCUCAACAUUCUGAACCCCAAACGACGGCAAGGACUCUGUUGGAGGGAUUCUCGUACGAUGACAACGAAUACAAUAAUUUACAAUAACAUUAUAUACAUACGUACAUACCUACUCAAUGUGUAAAUUUUAUUUUGUAUUUCUACAUGUGCGUUUUUAUUUAGUGAGUAUGGUAAUAAACUAUGGCUCCUAUUUUAUGAAUAUUUACUCAGUCACACCUAUGGUCUUAUCAAAUAAUUAAAGUAUGCUAACCUGAAUAAAAUUUUGCAGUGCUUUCCGUAUUGCCACGCAUGUUUCUAUUAUUAUCUCUCCGAGUGCCUGAGGAGAUACUCUCAUUGAAAAUGUCAAAUCUUGAAAACUUCUCCCAGUUGCCAGGAACCAAAGAGUCGCAAUCAGUCUCACAUGCGGUGAUAUUGCUUCUCUCAAGACUGUGUCCUUUUUUCCAAUGAGGGGAACAACUUUGCUCAGUAAAAUUUGAAAUGCAUUUUCGUCCAUCCUUAGGUAAUUUUUAUAAUCGUUAAUUUCCCCUCCUUCUUGUAACUCAUUCAGUAAAUGGUAAUCACUGGGCAAAACGCUUCUUUGCAGAUACCAAUCUUUGCACCAGCGUUCACGACGUUUUUUCCUUUUGCCUUCUUCUUCUAGCAACACUGCAGCAAUUAUGCAACAAACUGCAGCUCUUCUUUUUCUGUCACCCAUUGAACUUUAUUUAUUUUAGAACACAACCAAACCUGUCGAAAGUGAAGAGAGAACUGAAGAAAAAUCGGACUGAACUGAGGCAAAAACUGAAGGUAUCCUACACACCUUCAGUUCAGAUAAAUGUACAGAUUUUCACACAGUUAUUUACGACAGAGAACUGCACAGAUAAACUGAAGGUGUGUA
This is a messenger RNA of Cryptotermes secundus, 1816 nucleotides long. RefSeq lists its product as uncharacterized. The transcript is spliced from 2 exons. Bases 212 to 748 code for a protein of 178 amino acids. NCBI's taxonomy places the organism in Eukaryota, Metazoa, Arthropoda, Insecta, Blattodea, Kalotermitidae. The record is from RefSeq and is a predicted model, not a curated record.